Messenger RNA from Schizosaccharomyces osmophilus, 291 nucleotides. It is a transcript of the gene cmc1, whose product is annotated as copper-binding protein of the mitochondrial intermembrane space Cmc1. The transcript is spliced from 2 exons. Lineage: Eukaryota; Fungi; Ascomycota; Schizosaccharomycetes; Schizosaccharomycetales; Schizosaccharomycetaceae. The coding region runs from base 1 to 291 and encodes 96 amino acids. The record is from RefSeq and is a predicted model, not a curated record.
AUGCAUCCUCAUCUCGAUAUCAAUAAUCAAAAGCAAUGUGCGGAUCUUAUAUUGGCAUUAAAAGAAUGCCAUAAACAUUAUGGAAAAAUUUUUGGAGAAUGUAACUCCAUCAAAUACAACCUAAAAGGUUGUUUGAAUCAAGACAGAAACGAGAAAGCAAAAGUCAAUCGAGAAAAAGCACUCCAACAGAAAACAUCUUCCAUGGAGCGUCGCCGAAUGAUGGAAGAACAGGAGGCAGAAGAAAUUCAUGAGUUAUUACUAAAAAGCCGAAAUAAGUCUUCUUCCGAUUGA